Desarmillaria tabescens is the source of this 2316-nucleotide messenger RNA. Its product is annotated as kinase-like domain-containing protein. The record is from RefSeq and is a predicted model, not a curated record. The transcript has 8 exons. NCBI's taxonomy places the organism in Eukaryota, Fungi, Basidiomycota, Agaricomycetes, Agaricales, Physalacriaceae. Bases 104 to 2218 code for a protein of 704 amino acids. Gene Ontology annotation, molecular function: ATP binding; protein serine/threonine kinase activity. Gene Ontology annotation, cellular component: cytoskeleton; cytoplasm. Gene Ontology annotation, biological process: peptidyl-threonine phosphorylation; actomyosin structure organization.
GUUUGUUCUCCCUUUUCCGUCAUCGUCCAAUCGUUCCCUCCAUUUCUUGUUCAUCUACCUUUACCGCUGUAUUUCUAUUCCCUCGAUUUGAACGACCUAAUGCAUGUCUCUCUCUUGGAUAAAACGGAAAUCGAGACUUCAAGAACUUCUGAAAAGCCAUGGCGACGAGGAGGAAGAUGGGCUGGCACUGGACCGGUUGCUGCACGGCCAGAGUGUUAUUGGGAAGACGUCGAGGACUAUCGAAAUCGACUCCAUAAAACUUCAGGAUAAGGACUUCCAGGUGGUUGGGAAGCUUGACUACGGCCAGUUUGGCGUGAUCGAUGUUGUCAAAUGUAGACUAGACGGGCGCGUCUAUGUACGCAAAACCAUCGAGAAGAAAUUUGUGUUAAGGGCGCGUGAGCAAUGCUCCCCGCAGCUUGAACGCGAUAUUCUGCGCCUUGCAACAACAACCAAGUCGCAGUGGGUGCCACACUUACUAUGCGCAUUCCAGACUCCGACACACUUGAAGCUUGUCAUGGACUAUGCCGAAGGGGGUACUCUCUGGGACGUAUUGGAGUCCAGUGCGCUGGACGGCAGGAUCUCCGAACGCGAUAUCAGAUGGUGGGCACCACAGAUCGUUAGCGCGAUUCAUUGGUGCCACUCACAAGGUUUUGUGCACAGAGAUAUCAAACCUCACAAUUUUGUCCUCAAAACGAACGCUCGCAUUCUUCUGAUUGAUUUUGGUUCAGCGGCCCCACUUCUUCCUCGCAUGCCAGAUGGUAGUCAGCGUUUGCCGAAGCAACAUUGUCUCGUCCCAUGUGGAACUUGCGAUUACAUCUCGCCGGAGAUACUCAAGGCCCAUGAGCGCGCGUUGGUUGCCUUGGAAAUGGAAGAUGAUGACCGCAGUUCCGAAUUCGAACAUGAAGAUGACGUCUAUGGGCGAGAGACGGACUGGUGGAGCAUGGGCGUGAUGUUGUAUGAAAUGGCUUAUGGUCAAGCGCCAUUCUUCGCAGAAGAUAUUCGAAGGACAUACGCGAAGAUUAUGGCUGAUAACAGAUACAUUCCUUUCAAUAACAACAUUAUUAUUUCACCUGAAUUCCAAGACUUUUUACGCAAGUUGCUCACCGAUGCCGAAUUCCGUCUGGGAAGACACUCCGUUGCUGAGCUCACCUCUCACAAGUUUUUUGCCAAUGUUCGCUGGACCGGUCUCCACGAAGAGACCGUCCCCGCAGACAUCCACGUUCCUCAAUUUAUCUACUCGGAUCCCAAUGCUGUCCUUGAGAUGGAGGACGAUGGAUUAGAUGGUAGUGGAUCUGAGUCGAAACUCUUCGCUUUCUCAGACCUUUUCCAGUCGUCUGCUGGGUCAUCUCAGGGCCUUUCUAUUCUGAAGUCUAUAGCGACACCUCAAGCGACGUCUGGAGAUAACAGUUCAGCCUUCAUCGGGUUUUCAUGGGGACCUAUGACAACUGCAUUUCCGGACAUAAUACCUCUUCCUUGUGAGCCCAUUGUUGGUACACCCAAAUUACUUGGACUAUCUCACGCUACUAUCGGUUCCACGCCGACUCCCCAUCUUCUGACACCAACACUCAAUUCACACCACUUCAGCACGCCUAUCCGAUCCGGUCCUCGAACCCCCUACCAGACGCUUUCGCGGAACAGUACUGCUCGUCGUACAACAGUCACAAGACGGCCCGUUUCAGAUCGCGAGGCCAUGAAGCAGCUCAUUGACUGUGUUGGCAUGAGCGCGCAUAAGAAAGUAUUAGAGAGCGGUCGAAAACCACACAUCUUGACGUCGAUCGGCAGACACAGUCGGUCAGCAUCGUUGAAAGAACUUCGUUUCCUCCCUCUGGAGGAUCAACGGAAGCUCCCCGUGAAUGCCUCUGACUCGGAAGAAGACUCUGACUCGGACAUGGAGGCCCCGCCUAGCCCGAGUCCGAGCCCUAGGCCGGGAUCUGUUAUGUCGAAACGGAGCGCCACGCCUAAUGCGACAGUAACAUUUACUCAGCGGUCGAGCGAUUCUUCUUCGCAGCGGACGGGCACGGAUUCAUCCGUGAAGGCGGCGGAGACGCCCCAGCGUGGUGGUGAAGAUGUCAGUACGUCUCGUUUGCGAAUGGGGUCGAGUCUCUCAUACGAGAAUACGACGUUCGAUGGUUUGGAAAGCAAGCAUGCUUUGAUCAUGGAAGAUAUUCACGGUAUAGAGGGUCGGUUAAAGCAGUUAGUCUCUGCGAUUGCGAAGUAGAUUGCCGUCACAUACGGUGAUAUCACUACAUGUGAUCUUUAUCCAUUUUAACUAAGUGUCCGCCGUGGAGUUGCAAGCCUUCCUAUCUGGGCCCCGAG